Molecule: messenger RNA, 6822 nt
Organism: Cydia amplana
Lineage: Eukaryota; Metazoa; Arthropoda; Insecta; Lepidoptera; Tortricidae
Gene: east
Exons: 10
Source: RefSeq, a predicted model, not a curated record
CUGCAGACAUUUGGGCUUUUCAAAAAUCGUUUUCUAAGUUUAAACGUGUGUUUAUAUUGAACUUUUUCGCAUAUUAUGGUGCAUUGUGUGUCUAAUUAACCUUUUAUUGUGGUUUUUGGACGUUUCGUUGGAUAAAAUGUUGGAAAUGUGUCCAGUAGAGGAGUAUUAUGGCUCAAUGUCGUUCUAACACAAAGUUGAAGGAUUCCUUGCGGCUGAGAAGUGGAACUAGCUCUGUGAAGGACGACAGCGGCUGCGACCCGAGCCCCGAGGAGCCCUUGGCUGACAGCACCUUACCCGAGUCAGACGGAGAGGAACACAAGUCCCGGCCUACCUCGACUAUCACUCUCAGGUCUAAAUCCAGAGCUGACAGCCAGUCUGUACCUGAUGUCGGAAGUACGGGAUCGUCUCCCACCACACAUUCCAACAUGAAAACUAAACAGGCUAAAGAUGAGCUGGACAAGAGCAUCGAUGAAGAAAUUACUAUAGAACCCAAGACCCGACAGGCCAAGAAGAAGGCUUCCGAUAUCAGCGAAGAGAACAAAGCCAGCCAAGAUGAACCCAAGACAUCCAAAGAACCUAAGAAAAAUUUAAAAGCUAAAGCUGUUGUCAAGAAACGACCGCUGGGGAUUCGGAAAGCCUUGAGAAGCAAAAAAGUUAUCACUACAGCUAAAAGUAAACUCAAGAAUGUUAUAAAGCAGACCGCCACUAGAGGCAGGAAGCCUGUGGUGAAAACUGAACCUGAGGAUUCUCAAGACAAGGAGACUGUUCCACUGAUACCUGUUGCUGAAAUAAAAAAAGAGCCUGUUGACGAUACAACUCCUAACUCUAGGUCCUCAAGUCCUAAGACGGCUGGCAGGAAACAAAGACUUACAUCAGAUAAAAUCAUGCUCAAGUCUGUGCUUGCAGAGUCACCCACCAGCCUCUUGGGGUCUCGGACCAGCCCCUACUCCAUGCGCUCUGAGCGCAGCAACAGCCCAUCCUUGGUUGAAAAUAAAAAUGUUAGAAGGGGAAAGCCAAGGAAUGUAAAAAGCAAACUUUUAAAUGAGGUUGUUAUGAAAGAACAGAAUAAGCGACGCAGGCUACUUUCUGAUUCAAAGACUAGCGACACCACAGAUGCCUCGGAAGACUGUAAGAAACUGAAGCGAGGCCGCUCCUGCUCUCGGGAUGGCAGUGAGAUCUCCAAAUGUUCUGACAUCACCGAGUCGGAUGUCAGCCUGAGCGAGACACUCACAGACGCUGAUGGCAAGGAGCUCAAUAAAAAAUUAGAAAAGCCUAAGACUGAACUAGAUUUAGAUUUUGAAAAUAAUGUACAGAUCUCUAUUACAGAAAAAGUGCCUUCUCUCAUUGAUCCUAAAUUAACAGAUCCUGUAACGGAACCUAGCUGUAACACAAAUGAAAAGAGCAAGAAAAACACGAGCUUAAAAAGAAGUACUUCAUUAGACUCCGACAACAAUAAUAGUAAUAGGCUAAAGUUAGAAAAUUUAAAUUCAUCAGAAGACAAGAAAGGGAAGACUGAUAAAGACACGCUUCUGGACGCCCGUAGUAGUAUACUCAGUAGUAUGUCCAAGACUUUUAACACUAAGGAGGUAGCGAAGAAUUUAAGAAAAGCCAGACGAGGCCGAAAGGUGGCGGCGGCGGCGAGGCCACGUGUCGGCUUCCAGUCGGCCUCGCGACGAGCCUCUGCCGGCCAGGCUGACGAUACUGACAAGACCGAGACCCUCGAGACCCUGUCCAAGGAAAUCGACGAUCUCAUUAACAAUUUGGACCAAAACAUAGACCGCGACCACGAGAUGGCCAGCGAAACCGCAGAUGAGGUGCAGACCAAAUCCGUCUCCAAGUUUUAUGGCCUGUCUAAGCCACUCGGAGACAACAAUAGCAUCAUCACACCAGAGACACCUGUCAAAGACAAAGAGACUCCUUCCGUUACGACUGACAGCACGCCGUCUAAGACUGAUGACAGUGAAAACAUAAGACUACAUUAUGAAGAAGACUCCCUAGAAAAGGCAGCGGAUGCUAACAAACCAGAAAUCAGCUAUAAAGUUAGCUCAGUCGCGAGCAUAGACAAACUCAUGGAUAGAUUGAAAGUUUUUGAAGAAUUUGACAAGAAAAGACAGAGGCAGGAAUCUGAAGUUAGAUCGACAGACAGCAAAACGGUUAUGGUUACUAAUGACGUCGUUCUAAUCAACAAAUCAGGAGCAGAUAUAAAGCAACUAAAAGACGUGCAAACUGUAAGAUCCCCUGAGAGACCUAUUGAAAAGGAAAAUGUACUGAGCUGUUUUGAAAAUAACUCUGCCAUAUCUAUAGUUAAAAGAGACCAAGUUAGAAAAUCUAUUGAUAUUGACUUGCCUAACUCUGUAACUUUAAUAAAGCGGAAUAGUUUUACUUCAAGAAAAGAAUCUACAAGCUCCAAUCAUUCAAAGGAAUCUGAUGCUAUCAGCAUUUUCGAGAAAUCACUGGGCAAAGAUGUGACGUUGACUGAAAUCAGGAAAUCUGUGGAUAAAUCGGCUCCUGCUACACAGGUGGACUUACACCAGUUUGCUACCCUGCACCCUAACAACCCCACGGCUAGUCUUAAGGGGGUUGUUUUAGAUACGAGUCAGAUAUCAAUAACGCCUCGUGUGCUGGACUCAAGUCUUCGUAGAUCGAGAGAAUCUCUAUCUCGAAAAACGUCUGAAUCAGCUAUAGAGCCAGAAGAGAAGAUGGCAGUUUUAGAGAAAAUAAAAUCGCCUCCUCCACAGAUAAAAUCACCACCACCGACGCCGAUCGCAGUGGCGCCGACGCCGAUCGCAGUGGCGCCGACGCCGAUCGCAGUGGCGCCGACGCCGAUCGCAUUGGCACCGACGCCGAUCGCAGUGGCACCGACGCCUGUAGCCGUCAAGUCUCCUGAAGUAAAACCUAUGGAGACUGAAGCCCUCGCGCCUCCUCUAGAAAACGUCAAAGUUGUUCCCGAAGACAUAUCUCUGGCCACUGAAAUCCCGAAAGCUGUUAGCGUUAUACCUGACAAACCUGCGGAGAUUACUCCUACUGAGCAGCCUGUGGCCGCACAACCAGAGCCUGUAAAGCCUGAACCAAUGGUCGAGGACAUCCUCAAGGUCGAAAAAGUAGAAGAGAAAAUGGAAAUCCCUGAUGAAACGAAAGAAGAAAAAAUUGAAGUUCCUAAAGAAGCUAAGGAAACGGAAACUAAAACAGAGACGCCGGUUGAAACUAAACCAUCAGAAAGCAAGCUAUCUGAAUCCGCAGACCUCGCUAAACCGGGCAAGAGUCCCGGUAAAACGAGUAAAUCUGCGCGUAAUUCGACCGAAAGCCAACCGGGCCCCAGCACCAUGCUGCACGAAACGCCUGAAAGCCAAAAACGUAAAGAAAACGUACUUAGAACUCUUGGUUUACUGACUCACAAAGCCGCUAAAGAGGCAAAGAUAGAGAAACUUAAAGAGAAACAGCGGAUCGCUAAUAUGAGUGUGAUGAAGAAGUCUAAACAAGGUUCAGGGGACUACACGGGGACGUUGAAGACGGUGAUAAAGCUGAAUAGGGGCGGGGCGGAUAGAGAUAAGAAGAAAUACAGGAGUUCGUUGAAGAUGACGUUCCAGAAGAGCAAGAACCGAGCCGGGAAGCUAGCGCCCGACCCGGGAGACGCGGCGGCCGAGGAUGACGCCUACUACACCAUCGAACGACGAGAGGCCUUCGCCGGAGCGGCACCAGAGGGUGGGCACAGAAAGUCUUACAGUAACCGUCUUAACCACGUGGAAGCCGAGGCAGUCCCAGAGCCGGAGCCCAAAGAGACCCUGAGCCUGGUGAUCCCGGAGAAGUCCUCCUCGUUCAGCAUCCACCCGGGCCGGCUGUGCCAGGACCAGUGCUUCUACUGCGGGGGCAAGUUCGGACUGUUUGACACACCCUGCCAUAUCGCCCAGAUGAAGAGUACGGAAAGACAGAAGAAGGUUUUGGACAACGAGGAGCGGCUGACCAUAGACAGUUGCCUGUGCGACGCGUGCUACCGCCACGUGGAUCGGCGCGCCAACUGUCCCUCGUACCGCAAGCGGGCCCCUAGGCCGCUAGGGCAGCCCCCGCGGCCACAGUAAGUUUAACAUUCAUCAUCAGAAUCGUCGAAGCCUGCGAGUCCGCCGCCAGAGCCGUCCGGCUCGGACUCGGACGCGGCGGCGGGCGCGCGCUGCCACGCGGCGGGCUGCACGGCCGCCGCCGCGCGCUCCGUGCGCCGCAAGUGGCUCAUCAAGAUGCGGGCGGCGGUCAGCAAGCUGUUGAAGUUGCAAAGCGACUACCCGGGCCUGCACACGCUGGGCCUGUGCGCCGCGCACUACGCGUUGCUGGCGCCGCUGCUGGCCUGCGCGCUGUGCCGCCGCCGCCUCACCAAGCACCAGCACGUGCACAUCCUGCAGCAGGGCCACGCCGAGAUCAACCCCCUGCUGGCGGCGGCGGGCAUCCCCGUGCAGCUGGCGGACAAGCCGGUGCUGUGCAAGCUGUGCCGCUACUACACCACGCUGCUGCGCCGCCCCAGAGACAACCCCGCGCACCAGCGCCACUACCGCCGCAGAUUACUGCAAGUGCACAACAUCGAAGUGCCGCCAGAAUCGGAAAACGAAAGCGAAAACGCGCAACUACAGCUCGAGGACAGCGCGCGGCGCAAAAAAGCGCGCUCCAAGAGCAAGCGCAAGUCCGACCCCGACCGCCCCGAUAGCGACUCCCGCGACCGCCCCGACAGCCCUGAAAAAGACAACCAACCCAAGACCCAACCCGAUGAAGAAGACAUCGAAAGCCUCAUAUCUUCCAACAAAAUUCUAGUCCCCAACGCCAAAGGCACCGAACCCAUGCCGAGCGAUGGCUCCGACCCCGAAGGCUACAUGGACCCCGUCCUGGACAAACAGACCGAGCUACAGAUCCUCCUCCAGAAACAGAACAACCCCGCACAGUUCAUGCACAACCAGGCCAACUUAACGCAGAAGCAGAGAAACUUGCUGAAAGUCCACCAUCUUUCUAACAUACAGAAACCUGGCUUGCAACAGAGGAUAAACGAUAAGAACGCUCGAAGGCUACAUAAGCUCGGACAGAUGAUUGUAAAACAAGACAAAAAGCAGGACGACUUGGAAAUAUUCGAUCCGGAGAAAUGCAAAGAUGUUAACAUGAAGAAUUUGUCUAUUAACGAGGAGUGCACUAUCGAGAGUAUACCGAAUAAGAAACCGGCGGAUAUAAACACUUUGAAAAACAAAUGGCAGCAGUCUGAAAGCUUCACCCAAGUUAAGAAAAAUCUGAGCGAGUUAUCAAAGAAAUUGACGGUGGAAAAAGAUCCUAAACAGAAAUCUGAGGCUAAAUACUCCAAUCCGGUUAAGAGGCUCGAAACCAAUCCGUCUAUUUCGGUUCGAGAGUUGUUCCCGGGCGAGGAGGAAAUGAAUCUACAGUGCAACAUAGAGUUCGGCAACGUGAAAGGAGUAACACCCGAAGGCUGGGAAAAAUGCAGCACCACUAUACAGUACGAUGUUGAAACAAAGAAGCUGUGGAACGACCUCCAAAGACCUUACGGGAACCAAUCCAGCUUCCUGAGACACUUAAUUCUCUUAGAAAAGUACUUCAGAAGCGGGGAUUUAGUGCUAUCGCAUAACGCAGCCCCAAACGCCGCUAAUUACAGCGAUUCGGUCCAAAGCAGACUACGGGCGUACGAUAACGUCGUGAACGACGCUCCUAGGAGAAGCGAGCCGGCUAUAAGUCUGAUUGAAUUCAGGAAAAAACCAGCUGUGAACGGUAAAAGCUUGCUAAAGACCAAUCAGAGCAUGGAAGAUAAGGAUCCUAAGAGGUUCAUGCCGCCGCCAGCGCUUCCCAAACCUAAGCCGAAGGAGAAGAAAUCCAAGCCGCUGCCUCCGGAGUUGAUAGCUAUUAACACGCCUAACGCUCAGGGCAGGAAAGCGAUACAGAAUGUUCUUCACAAUAUCCAGCAGUUAGUGAAGGGGGUUUCGGCGUCGGAUCCGACGGAGGUGGCAGCGUCGCCGGUGCCGGUGGCGCUGCCGGUUCCGGUUCCGGUGCCGGUUCCGGCGCCGGUUCCGGCCAACACGCCGGAUAAGAAAGAGGACAAGCCUCAUACGCCGAAGAAACAGAAGACUACGAGCAAGCCGUGGCGGCCGACGCUCAUGCCUAUUACGCCGGAAAACGUGGCUCGAGCGGCUCGCGAGCCGAUCCAAACGGCGGUCGACGGCCGCCGCCUCCCCAGCCUCGUCAAAGUCAUGUCCUCCGGCAAGCAGUACCACAUCACGCUGCAGGACUACAACAAGAUGUGCGUCAUGCGCCGCGAGAAACUCCAGCAACUCGGCCACGACGAGAAACCCAAGAAACCGGAGACCGAGACAGUGGUCACCGAGGUCCAGACCUCGGCCAUGCUCGGGAACGGAGGCACGGUCGUACAGAACAUCACAGAAUCGGAUAAGCUAGAUAUGCACGGGUCCAACGCGGCCACUAUCCUGAAGAACGUCGGCUUGAAGAAUAUAACUAUAGCCCCGAUCACGCCUAAAACGGCCACGGUGACCUCGCAGACGUUCCCAGCACCGGUGGUCACUUCUCCGUCGCUUCUGGUCACGUCGACGCCUCUAAAACUGCCUCAGCUAGGCCCAGCGGUGUCUAUUACUAGCGAAGCUAUCCUACCGAGCCUGCCUAUAAUGGCGUCCAGCCCUAUGAUAAUGCCAAAAAUCCCCAAAUCGCUAACUGUGAUACCGCAGUCGCUGAGCGUGAGCGCGCACUUGCCCGCGCCGGCGCCCGACGCGCGCCCAUAACGAAGCCUCAUCUUCCUGCUCAUGUAGCGAGCGCCCGCGGCCACCGGCGUGGCCG